AAAUGCAUGCUGAUGCAUAAGCCCAAAUGAAUCUAACACUUCUUGUGAAUCACAUGGUGUGCGGAACCAAGUGUUACAGGGGGAAUAAAAACACUGUUUACUGCGAUUCAUGUGCCAUGAAUGAAACUAUAACUUGGGCUGUGUUUGAUGACCCCAAGAAGCCUCGAAGCUUUAAAUGCUGUUGUUGCAGAAGCACGUUUCACAUGCAACAUGUGCUUCCGACUGAAACCGUAUCUGUGGCAGAUGCAAUGCACAAUCCAUGUGCUUUCUUGGCCGGUUGAACUUGGAAGGAAGAUGAGAUGAUGGUAGUCGUGUGAGAAGGGCAACUUUCCGGUGGCCUACUUCGGGGGAUCCCAUGAACGGGCGAUCCUAUCUGUUCUUAAGCAUUCAUCGUCGUCUCGAUCGAGCACCGAGAGUGAUGUCGAUUCAGCUUAGCCUUGCUGUGCCGCGACUCCGAGAGGGCCACCUCGGCGGUCCUCGAGGAAUCGUCUCCGAGUCGUCGCCGUGUUCCUAAACGCGCGACGGAGUCGCCCACGCACGGCGGAUCCGAAUUUGACUUUUGAACUUGAUACAGCAUAAUCUUCCAAUGAGAAUAACCCACGUCAGAAGUAAACGCGACGGUUCCGACGGCAAGUACGACUCGAUUCCCGCAGCCGAUCAGGGCAUGGUGGCCACAUGGGAUAGCACGAGGAAAAGGUACAAGGCGUGGGGGAAGAGAAGACGGACGCGGUGACAGUUUGACUGCUCCUGCCCUCGUCCCUCCUUCCCCUCCACCUUCCUCCGGCCGUAAUACCACAUCAGCAGCCAUAAAAGAAGGAGCGAGGAGGCGGAGGGCGACGACUAUCGAUCCAGCUCGAUCGAUGGCAUCUUCAUCUUGUGCCUUGGAGCUGCGUGCGGCAGGGCUGGCCAGGGAACUCCUUCAGGUUAGGGAGAAGCAAGGCGGCGCUUCGAGCUGCCAUCUCGCGCCAUGGGGGAGGAGGACGAUGGGUGCAAAAGCUAGCCUGAGGGCCGCCCAAGCGGCGGGACACAGCGCGACGAAGGGGAUCUCCUCCUCCUCUGCCUGCCUGGAGCGUUCUUUUCCUAAGGAGCAACGGAGGGAGCCCGUGACACCCGAACAGGUGGACCAGUGGAUGACGGAAUCCAUCGGGGAGAUAGUCCGGAACGUAGGGGAAGAGCCCUUUCUCAUGCGCAUCUUCUCCAGCGGCGGCGCGCCCGGCGUGCGACUGGAGAGCGAAGCGGCAUUGCCGGAGAGCUGGCCGCGGAUCAAGAAGAGGUGGGACCGGGAGAGCCGCACCCCCGACGCGGUCAUCCUGGUGGAGGUGCUCGAGCAGGAGGAGGGGGAGAGCGGGGCGGAGGCAGAUGAGGCCACGGCAAACUGUGGCGUGGCCGGUGGCGCCCGCAGGACGUGGGGGCUGGUAGCGCAAGGGCGCGGCAUGGACUCCGCGGCGUGCUACAUCCUCGACACCACCCGCGUGAAGUCGUCGCUGGGAUUUUGCACUCACUUCUGCCUCGCGAGAGCCAAAUGUUUCGGAGAAGCCGUCCAUGUGCAGCUCAGGAACACUUGGUUGCAGCGGACGGGGUAACGGCGCUCGCCAUGAAUGUGAUAAAAAGAAGAUCAUGAGAUAAACAUGAAACGAUAGCUUUGUAUUUCUUACCUCCCUAAUCAAUUUAUAAUUAAGGAUUAAUCAUAAAUUUAAAUAUAUAAUUUGAUUGUAUAA
Molecule: messenger RNA, 1718 nt
Organism: Musa acuminata subsp. malaccensis (wild Malaysian banana)
Lineage: Eukaryota; Viridiplantae; Streptophyta; Magnoliopsida; Zingiberales; Musaceae
Source: RefSeq, a predicted model, not a curated record